This is a messenger RNA of Echinostoma caproni, 999 nucleotides long. NCBI's taxonomy places the organism in Eukaryota, Metazoa, Platyhelminthes, Trematoda, Plagiorchiida, Echinostomatidae. The record is from the annotation of a GenBank genome assembly.
GGAGAACGACGUCUGUUCCAACUUGCCUGUAGCACGAAAGCUCGCGUACGUCAAGUGGAUUUUGAGUUGCCUCCCGUCUCUGCCGGAUCAUCACCCUCGUCAGGCAAACUACCGUUCAGUCUUAUCGGUGGUCAAGACGGAUGGGGCAUAUUUGUCAGUCAGGUUGAUCCACGUUUCCUCGGCACCAUGGGCUCGUUCAGCUGUCUGUCCAACUGUUCCUCGGUUGCGUGCAGUCAUCAGAGCCCUGCCUCAUUCUCCUCAUCCACCCUCGCCUCAUCCCGAUCGCAUUUGCGUCGAGCGGACCAACUGUUGGCCGUGAACGGUCGCUCAGUCGAACAUUUGACCCCGCACGAAGUGAUCCAGCUUAUCCAAUCCAGUCGAUCACUGACUGGUACCGGUACAACCACCGCGUUGAUCGGCUCGGAUCAGCUCGGCUCGUCCGGUAGUGUUGGGGGAACUCAGGGAACUGUGAACAGCUCGAAUUCGACCGCCAUGUGUCCGAUACGCCUGCUUGUUGUCUUCAAUCCAGUCCAAUAUCACCAACUGGUCAAUACAUUGGACUAUUCAUUGUCAAACAAGUUUGAUCAGACCGUCAUCCUUCAGUCCAAUCACGUGGGGGAUGCUGGUCGGGAUGGGCCGCGAAAGAUGACGCUACCAAAUAGCUCGAGCAUCGCGGAUGGUCUCAGCUCCGAUCAACUGCAGGCAGUGGCGGCGGCUUGUCAUCGGGCUCGUGGUCAAGGUCAUCCAAGUCAACGUCAACCGAGUCAAGAUCGACGCCACGUCGACGGUGCGCAAGCCACCCAAUCAGCAAUGUCACCCUCGGGGACAAUUCGACCGGACAAUACGACACGACCCCGUAGCGCACAGACUUCACCGACCCGUUCGAACAGUGGAAGCAAAUCACGUUCACGCGAGCGGACUGGUACCGUGAUAGGACGCAGUGGAACGAUUGUUGGUACGACUGAGGUUGUGAUGGUUGGGGCGUAUGAGGUUGGAUAA